GGAAAGCCUUGGAGAGCCAGUUGAGGCAACAGCGUCAUGCUGAGACCGUCUCAUCGUCAGACUGGCAAGGACAGCAGAAUGAGUUUCACCGAGACGGACCCUCUUAUUGCACGGCAAGAGGUGGGCAGUGAUGCUCAGCUGAAGGCGAAAGAGCCGAGAGUGUGGCUGUUGCACCGCCCUCUGCCCUACUACCAUGAGCCGAGGCCAUCGGAGGAGAGAGGCCCUUUCGGGCUGCCGUCGCUCGCUGCAAUGGAAGGCUUCUUGUCCUGUCUGCUCUACUUCUUGGUCUCGCUGAGCAUUACUCUGUUCAACAAGACCGUCUUGUCAACGUACCAUUUCAGGUGACAAAGCGAGGAGAACACACGGCAAGGCAAUGAACCACUGGUGGCGAUUAUAUUGUGUCUGUCUGUCUGUCUGUGUUGAUUGUGGGUCAGAUUCGUGACUGUCCUAUUGCUAGUGCAGACGCUUGUGACGGUUGGUAUCGUGCUAGUCGCGAGAGCGAUUCACGUCGUCGACUACCCUCAACUGACGCUGAGGAGAGCGUGGCAGCUCAUGCCUCUCUCCGUGUUCAACCUCGGCCGCAUUCUCACCUCGCUUGGCUCACUCUCGCAUCUCAACGUGCCCACAAACAGUGCCAUCCUACGGUGGGCCGGGCAGGGGAGUUCACGCGGGUUGUGCCGCUUGGUAGAUGGAUGCACUGCUGGCUUGUUCGGGUGUGCAGCUCUGGGACACUCGUCGUGGUGGUGGCGGAGUGGUGCUGGUUCGGGUGGAUCCCAUCAACACUCAUCUUCAUGUCUGUCGUCAUGCAAGUGAUUGGCGCUGGACUUGCUUCAUGGUAUGACCUUCACUUUGUCGCCAUCGGGUGCGCCCUUGCGAUGGGCUGCAACUUCUUCGCUGCCGGUACGUGACGAGCAGGCCAUAGACGCACACGGCGACUUGGGUGUUUGUCUGUCUGUGUCCUUCUCAGGUUAUCAAGUACAAAUGAAGGCCGACCUGACGUCCCAAGCGGGCAGAAGAGAGAACAUCAUCAGCUUGCUCAUGUACCAGUCGCUCUUAUCCCUUCCACCACUCUUCGUCUGGUCACUCGUCGGAGGCGAUUUGCUCCAUGCCUGGCGGUUUGGGCCUCUCUGGACCGACGCUGGCUUUCAGCUGUGCCUCUUCUCCUCCUCGACGCUUGCAGCCCUACUCAACUUCAGCAACAUGCUCGCAUGUCGGUACACGAGCCCCCUGUCUGUCACCGUCACCAGCAACCUGAAGUCCAUCGCUGCCGACGUCUUGGGCGUGUUUCUGUUCCCUGAUGUCACCCUCAGUGUCGGGUACGUUCAAAGAUACAUACAACAAAUAGACAGAGUCCAUUUAAAUUACACGUGUUGACGUACGUGUCUCACACACUUGACAUAUGUCCACACGCGCCGGCAGGUAUGUGGCCGGUGUUUUUCUUUCUGCCGGCGGCGCCUUCUGGUUCGGUCUCAUCAAGACAAUGGAAAGCAAGAGGGCAAACACAAAAAGGGCAGAAGACAGCAGCGAUAGGAGGCAGAGCAGCGCCGACACAAACGUGGAGGACUCGUCUGUGUCCGGGGAGUGUGAGAGCACGGCGAGAGAAAAGGACGCCAUGAACAGCCAACAAGGGGGAUAGACAGCCGAGGCAGGAGAGAGAGAGAGAAAGUCAAGGCAUGAGCAAGACACUCAGACAGCCCUCCGCCCAAGGGGAUGCGAGAAGAAAAACGGGCGGAAACACAAAGAGAGACGAUGGGGAUAUAUAUGGAAUAGUCAGGGCGUCCGACGGCUAUGUGCAUACCAUGGAUUCUUGUGUACAUUGAUGUCAAAAUACGUGUGUGUACACAACAAAGAAGGGUCACAGA
Messenger RNA from Vitrella brassicaformis, 1862 nucleotides. The record is from the annotation of a GenBank genome assembly. NCBI's taxonomy places the organism in Eukaryota, Vitrellaceae.